Schistosoma turkestanicum is the source of this 417-nucleotide messenger RNA. NCBI's taxonomy places the organism in Eukaryota, Metazoa, Platyhelminthes, Trematoda, Strigeidida, Schistosomatidae. The record is from the annotation of a GenBank genome assembly.
AUGAAUGAUGUAUCUCUGUAUCUAUAUUACUAUACUACUACUACUACUACUACUACUACUACUACUACUACUACUACUACUACUACUACUACUACUACUACUACUACUACUACUACUACUACUACUACUACUACUACUACUACUACUACUACUACUACUACUACUACUACUACUACUACUACUACUACUACUACUACUACUACUACUACUACUACUACUACUACUACUACUACUACUACUACUACUACUACUACUACUACUACUACUACUACUACUACUACUACUACUACUACUACUACUACUACUACUACUACUACUACUACUACUACUACUACUACUACUACUACUACUACUACUACUACUACUACUACUACUACUACUACUACUACUACUACUACUACUACUACUACUACUUAG